CUUUAUGUCGCGGAAAGCCAAAUCGAUUCUCAUGCUAACUAAUCCCCGAUUCAAACGCUCCCCUAAACUCUCUUUCUCUUUUAUUUCAGGUUGUUCAAUCUAUCGAGUGAUUUUGUGGUUUGCUGAGAGAUGAAGAAGAACGAUUGGCUAUUUUCGAUGAAUUCGGAUCCUGAUAUAUUAUUUUCUCUGGAUCCCUUUGCGUUUAACAAUUUUUUGGGGUCUAAUUUGCUGCAUUCGUUGGUGGAUAAUUCUAGAAACUCGUACGUUCCCGGAAGUUAUGCACUUCAAGAAGCAUUCGGGCACGUGUCAAGACUCGCUGGUGCGUUGUUGUUAUGGUUGUCUAGUGGGUCGAGUUCGAAUGUGGCUCAGGGCAUAGCACGUUCCUUGAAUGGUCCUCUUCCUGGAUUUGGAAACGCUACCACCGUGCAGGUUAAGCCUAUGUCUAAUGUGGCUGGGUUUGGUUUUCCUUUUCGAUCAAGAAGGAAAUCUUCUGCCCCUGUAACUUUGGCCAAGAUUUCAAGUUUUGCCAUGAGGUUGCUCUGGAGGGAAGCCAAAAGGCUUCAAUCAUACCCUGUUCUCUCAUUAGCUGCAGCAUUGGUACCCCCAAUUCAAAACUUGUCAUCAAAUGUACUAGCUGGCCCAUUGCAGAAUCCUGAUGUGCAAAUGAAUGGAGGCAUGAACCAAAUGCCUAGGGAGGUUGAACAACAAGGAUGUCCUCGCCUAUCCUUUCCCGAUUUGAACCAGGCAAAACCUGCAGUGGAGCCCAAAACCGGCAUUGAAUUUCCUGUGGUUCUGGACAAUAUAUCAGCUGGAGAACAGAACUCCAGCUUCAACUCUGAGGUCCUGGUUGGAACAGGAUCCAGAACCCUGACAAUAGUUAAAAUCAAGUCACUGAAGGUCUAUGCAUUUGGGUUUUAUGUUCAUCCAUACUCCCUCUGUGAGAAGUUGGGCCCAAAAUAUGCAUCAAUUUCUGCUGAUGAACUGAAUAACCGUCAUGAUUUCUACCAGGAUCUUCUCAGGGAGGAUGUUAAUAUGACUGUUAGGCUUGUUGUAAAUUGCAAGGGAUUGAGAAUUAACAGCGUGAAAGAUGCUUUUGAGAAAUCACUCCGAGCUCGAUUAGUUAAGACAAAUCCGUCCACAGACUUUCAUUGCCUAAAGACAUUCGGUUCAUACUUCACAGAGAAUUUCCCGAUACCUUUGGGAACAGUAAUUGAGUUCCGACGAACAGUUGAUGGACGUCUAAUUACUGAAAUUAGUGGCAAUCAGAUUGGAUGUGUCCACAGCAAAGAUUUGUGUCGGGCUUUCUUUGACAUGUACAUUGGAGAUGUUCCUGUGUGCGAACAAACUAAAAAAGAGAUUGGCAGGAACGUUGCAAAUAUUAUUAGGAGGUGUUAAAACGGUUCGUUUUCUGUCCCAAUUGUCCUGCUUUUAGAAUGGACAAUUGGGCAUGGGUGGCAUGGCAUAUACCCGCAUAGCAUAUACCCCUAGCUUAUAGCACAAAGCAGUGGUUUCAUGAAAUUGAUUUCAAUCUGUCUUGAAAAUCAUUCUCAGCAUUACUUCUCAAGGUUUGUCCUUUGAAUCAUAAAAGUUAUUAGGAUAUCUCAAUUUGGAUUCUCGUUGGAAAAUUCUUUCUGUUCCUAUUGAGAUAUGCAUCGCUUUGAUGCCUCUGUCCCUGAUAGAUGUAUAAUCAUAUUUACUUAGAUAAUGAAAGGAAAAUAAAAAUAAAAAAUGCAGACAAGUAUUGGUUCUGUGCUUCAAUUCUUAUCAUCA
Gastrolobium bilobum is the source of this 1770-nucleotide messenger RNA. Its product is annotated as fatty-acid-binding protein 2. The coding region runs from base 130 to 1395 and encodes 421 amino acids. Gene Ontology annotation, cellular component: chloroplast stroma. The record is from RefSeq and is a predicted model, not a curated record. NCBI's taxonomy places the organism in Eukaryota, Viridiplantae, Streptophyta, Magnoliopsida, Fabales, Fabaceae. The transcript is spliced from 11 exons. Gene Ontology annotation, molecular function: fatty acid binding; intramolecular lyase activity.